AUGGGUCACUCUAGAAACUCCUACACUAUUCCGUCGCCCAUUUCACUGACAAGUGUCUUCUCCUCAGGCGUCCAUCCGUCUCAGCCACCUCCUCCGUGCGGCUUCGUCUUAUGGUCUAGUGUGGAGAGAAGAUUGAGACCGAAAUCUUUGUUCCCAGAGAAAUCAGUUACACUUCAUAACAAAUGCUCGCACUCCGUUUGGCCGGGAAUACAACCCAGUGCCGGAAAACUCCUUUUGGCUCGCGGAGGCUUCAAGCUCCCGCCCAACAUGUCCCACGCUCUAAAGCUUCCCCCUCUCUGGUCCGGCCGCUUCUGGGGCCGUCACGGCUGCGCCUUCAAAGCCUCCGGCCGCGGUCGCUGCAAAACCGGGGACUGCGGCGGCUCCCUCUUUUGCAAUGGCACCGGUGGCACCCCUCCGGCCACCUUCGUGGAGUUCUUUCUAGGCAAGCAUCACGACUCUUACGCCAUCAGCCUUGUCGACGGCUACAACCUGCCUGUCUCCAUCACCCCGUACGGGGGAUCUGGGACAUGCGGCGACGUCAGGUGCGUGAUGAGCGACCUCAAUCUGAUUUGUCCGGCAGCCUUGCAGGUGAGGUCUCACGACAAGAGAGCGCUGGUGGCCUGCAAGAGCGCCUGCUUCGUUGCCAUUAAUGCUAUGUCACCCGUGCCAUGGGGUCCAUCAUCUGCCUUCAUGCCGACGGCGGAUUGCAUGAUGUUCAAGAUGUCGUGCCCUCAGGCUCGCUUUUCAGCAUACGAUGACCCCACCAGCAUGGCUAGAUGCACUGCUGAUACUAACUAUGUCAUCACUUUCUGCCCUGGCGGCGGCCAUUGAUAUGUUUCUGAGCUUCUGGUUGUGACUAGCGCCACUUGACUGUAAUUUAAUUCGGUUUAGUGUGCUGUGUGGUAGUAAUAGAGAUUAUAAUUUUAUGGUCUGUGAAAAUUGCA
Molecule: messenger RNA, 944 nt
Organism: Prosopis cineraria
Lineage: Eukaryota; Viridiplantae; Streptophyta; Magnoliopsida; Fabales; Fabaceae
Product: thaumatin-like protein
Exons: 4
Coding region: 1-831 (276 amino acids)
Biological process (GO): defense response
Cellular component (GO): extracellular region
Source: RefSeq, a predicted model, not a curated record